UCCCCCAGGUUGGUGUCCUCAGUUCAGGCUGUGAUGGCAUCGACAGCUGGAAUCAUCAUUGCAUCCUCCUGCCAGCAUGUCAUUGAUGACCAGCAUUGGCUGGCCUCGGCCUACCCCGCCUUCGCCGUGCCCUACUUCCUGUACGACGUGUACGCCAUGUUCCUGUGCCACCGGCACCGCGCAUGCGUCAAGGGUCACGAGGCCGCCCCCCCCCCGCGCAUGCGCGCUGCGGCCGCCGCCUUCCUGCGCCGGGAGCCCCUCCUCGUCCUGCAUCACGUGACCAUGGUGCUCGUCUGCUUCCCCGUGGCCUGUCUCUGGCGUCAGGGUAAAGGGGAUUUCUUCCUGGGCUGUUUGCUGCUGGCAGAGCUGAGCACUCCCUGUGUGUGCCUGAGCAAGGUGCUCAUCCUGCUAGGCCGCCAGCACACUGCCCUCCACCGCCUCAACGGCCUCACCCUCCUCAUCACCUUCCUCCUGUGCCGGGUCCUCCUCUUCCCCUACCUAUACUACACCUAUGGACGCCAUAGGGGCCUGCCCCUCCUCCGCGUGCCCGCCGCCCUGCCCCCCGCCACCAACAUGGCCGCCGCCGCCCUCCUGGCCCCACAGCUCUACUGGUUCGGCCUCAUCUGCAGGGGGGCUUGGAGGAUGAUGGGGGCGAGGACACACACAGGGCAUGGGGGGGGGAGCACCAGAGCCUAG
Molecule: messenger RNA, 696 nt
Organism: Melopsittacus undulatus (budgerigar)
Lineage: Eukaryota; Metazoa; Chordata; Aves; Psittaciformes; Psittaculidae
Product: ceramide synthase
Exons: 5
Coding region: 34-696 (220 amino acids)
Biological process (GO): lipid homeostasis; ceramide biosynthetic process
Cellular component (GO): endoplasmic reticulum; membrane
Molecular function (GO): sphingosine N-acyltransferase activity
Source: RefSeq, a predicted model, not a curated record